Molecule: messenger RNA, 1723 nt
Organism: Dendronephthya gigantea
Lineage: Eukaryota; Metazoa; Cnidaria; Anthozoa; Malacalcyonacea; Nephtheidae
Product: N-lysine methyltransferase KMT5A-like
Exons: 7
Coding region: 586-1263 (225 amino acids)
Molecular function (GO): protein binding
Source: RefSeq, a predicted model, not a curated record
AUCAUCAAAAUGUGGUGGCUAGCUUUUAAUUUAUUUUCAAAAUACUGAGGCUAUACCCAAACUGGACCAGUCGACUUUAAAACCACGCCUGAAUUCGUCUGGUUUAGGCAUUUAGGUGAAGAUGUUCACAUGUUGCAUGGAAACGAUAAAUAUAUGUAUUUACACAAGGAAACCAGACGAACGCGAGCUCAGUCGAACGCGAAAUCGUCGGGUUUCGUGUGAGCGUAUCCCGAGUGUGUGAAAACUUCGGUUACUACGCCCAAUCAAAACCAUGUAUAGCCUAUAGCGGCAAUUUCUACCAAUCACGCAACAGAACCAGCAUGAAGCAUGCUCAAGCAACUUAUGCAUCUCAGCGUUUGCGUUCUUCCUGGGUCAUUCGAUAUUCUGCAACCUUACGGGUAAGCUGUUAUCGGAGCUAUCGCAGAUAAUUGCCGUCACCAAAAGGUGAAAUUUUGACUGAGCAUAUCAAGCCAAAAACGUUUUGCCAAGAAAAAAGAGCAAAACGUCUGAAGAAGGAUUCGAAGAAGAAGCAGAUUUCUUUUCCAGUGAAAUUCUACUGAACAGAAACAGACACAACGAAAUAAAAUGGCGGACCAAAAAGAAGCCCGUUCGAGCCUUCGAAUAAAGAGACAAAAAGAACCCAAUGAGGAGACAUUGCCUGAAGAUAGUAAAGACCUUGAGCAAAGAUAUAUCAAUAACAUCAUUGGUGAUGGGGUCUUUGCAAAAAGGAAAUUUCAAAAAGGAGAAUUCCUCCUUGAAUAUAAGGGGGAAUUGAUUGGCAAAGAUGAAGGGGCUAGACGUGAAGAAGCCUAUGUCAAAGAGCUUGGAAGCUUCUUGUUCUUUUUCGACUCUCUUUGUGUUGAUGCAACAUUCUCCACGGGUCUUGGCAGAAUGGUCAACGAUAGUGAGAUGAAACUGGCCAAUUGCCUUAUCAAGAAGGUUAUUGUAGACAGCCGUCCUCACUUAGCCCUCUUUGCUAAAAAGAAAAUUUUGAAGCACGAAGAGUUACGCUAUGAUUAUGGGGUAAAGAACUUGCCAUGGCGAAGAAUAAAAGAACUUUGCAAGAGGAAACCGAGAAAUUACUUCGGUGAAGUAAUGAAAAAAAUAAAUGAAGGUAUACCACAAAGUAACACUGCAUGCCACCGCGAUUGCAUAAUUGAUGAAUUUGAAACGCGAAAUUGGGAGAUGCAUGGUCAUGGAGAAGAAUAUCAUUGCACUGUUUUCAUGUUUGCAUGUAUCAACGUAAUAUUCUUUCGCCUAUGACAUAGUCAUAGCAAAAAAUCCCAGUUGCCAUGCAUUUGCAGAACUUAUAUGCGAAUCAUUUGAGCUUGUAAGUUGUGCCGAACAGCCGAGGUGCAUAGGUUGAGUGUAGAAAUUUAGAAUUCUCUUUCAAAUCAAUUUCUAAAUAGAUAACAAGUUCAAAUUCGCGCACAAAUAGGUGAAAAAUUUUACUCAAACAUUUUUGUCAGGGUGAACGACUCUCAAGAAACUAGUUUUAUGAAGUUUUCGUAAUCAGUUACUGUUUCUGCCACAAUGCCAGUGUCACUAUUUCAUUGCUUCUGCCAUAAUGCCAAAGAUGAUCAGGCAGAUUUAAGCUCUUUUAAAGUUUAAACAUCUAUAGUAUUCAAGAAUCAUCAACUUAAUAGUUAUAGCGUUGCAUGACCUAAAUAUAUGAAGACAUGUUAUUUGAUUUUUUGUCCUUUUUGUUCGUCAUAUACCAACU